Molecule: messenger RNA, 1453 nt
Organism: Oryza brachyantha (malo sina)
Lineage: Eukaryota; Viridiplantae; Streptophyta; Magnoliopsida; Poales; Poaceae
Exons: 9
Coding region: 9-1166 (385 amino acids)
Source: RefSeq, a predicted model, not a curated record
UCUCGCUCAUGGAGCCACUCGUGCGCUCCUCCGUCACGUCGCCGCCGGCGAUCGCCGGCGCAGCGUCGCCGUCCCCGUCCCGCUCCCGCCGCAGGACCCCUCCGGACGCCGCAGCCUUCCCGAAGCCCCGGGCGGUGGUCCCUUACGCCGGCAUCAAAUCCACGUGUCUGCAUCAUCUGCAGCCGCGCGCCCCUCGCCGCCAGCGCGCGCGGCUCCGAGCAGGGGCAGGGGACUCCCCGACCUCCUCCAGCGAUGCGGAUGGCCAGGCGGAAGCCUUGCCCUCAUUCCAGGGUGAUAACCAUGAUAUGAAAACAAGUAAACAUUGUGAGACUGGUGGGAGCAACUCUGGUGGAUCUAGAGCUGGCCUUUUCAGAACACCAAUUUCAGGGGGUGUACACACUGCAACUGCUGUUCAUGAUUUGCCACCGCCAGCUCGAGCUGUUCGCAAUCUGAUGGAGCAGGCAAGGUUUGCUCAUUUGUGUACUGUCAUGUCUCGGAUGCAUCAUCGACGCGCAGGAUAUCCAUUUGGUUCUCUAGUGGAUUUUGUGCCUGAUCCAAUGGGACACCCCAUUUUUUCAUUGUCGCCUUUGGCCAUCCACACAAGAAAUCUUCUGGAAGACCCUAGAUGCACAAUUGUUGUACAGGUACCUGGAUGGAGUGGACUGUCAAAUGCACGUGUAACAAUUUUCGGUGAUGUUUUUCCCUUGCCUGCUGACCUGCAGGAAUGGGCUCAUGAACAGUAUGUUACGAAGCACCAACAGUGGGCAUCCCAUCAAUGGGGCAACUUUUACUAUUACAAAAUGCAGACAAUAAGUGACGUAUAUUUCAUUGGAGGGUUUGGCACUGUUGCUUGGAUAGAUGUGAAAGAAUAUGAAGCUCUGAAACCUGAUAAGAUUGCAGCUGAUGGUGGGGAGCAAAGUUUAAAGGAACUCAAUGCAAUGUACUCAAAGCCUUUGAAAGAGCUUUUAUCAACUGAAGGAGAGGUAGAUGAUGCAGCUCUUAUAUCAAUUGAUAGCAAAGGUAUUGAUAUACGGGUUCGACAAGGUGCACAGUUCAACAUCCAGAGGAUAGCCUUUGAGUUGGAUCACAGUGUAGAAACACUUGAAGAAGCCAAGGAAGCGAUCAGAAGGAUACUCGGUAAAUCAAGAUGGCAUGCCAAAUUUUAGACGUCCGUCGAAUCUGAAUCAUGAGUUCAUGGAUGACAAUUAGGAAGCGCCUGAAGCUCUGUAAAAAAAUACUUGUAUAUACUCGCGUAAUUUUUUGUCCUUGUGGUGUGCCACGUGGAAUAAAAGAUUUCCAUUUUCACUCUUGUGUUUUAGGUCCUAAAGUCUUAGUAGUAAAAGGAUGAGGAUAGAGCAACUGUCACUAGCUUCUGUACAGUUAAUUUACUUCCAGUGUGGGGUUCGAUAAGAAACCAAGUACAGCUAACAUAAUGUAAUCUCUGAAAUCGUUU